CAGAAACGCGCUUUUGUUCUCGGUCACAAGUUCGCCAAGUCGGUCGACCUUGCAUUCACUCACCUACGCCCGCCGAGCCCACCUCGCCCGGCAUCCAGCUCAGGAAUAGCUGCAAUCGACACGCGAACAGCCCCUCAUAGAAUCGGGCUAGCGAUAGACGAAGAAGACAACCAUCCAGGAACGUUGAUCGAUCUCUCAGACGAUGACGAGAUGGGCCUCAGACGCAGAAUCUCGGAGAUGGACUUGAGAAUGUCUCCUCCGGAACGCAUGUUCUCCGACCAUUCGCAGAUAUCUGAGUACAGCGCUUCUACAGCUAGUGUCAGUGGAAGCCCCACAAAGAAGAGACGAAGUGAAAAGUCCAAACCCAAGGACAGCAAAAAUCAUUGGGUUAGCCAGCUUAAAGACUGGUUCAGCACUGGCGAGCCAUCCUCUCAAGACUGGAAACAGCUCAAGAAACAAGAGUACCACAAGCAUGGUAUCGCAAUGAACGACCCCGAGGCCAGUGCAAAGCUACAUGCCCCCAUCGGAGCAAUUCCUGAAGAGGCCAUCAAGCCUUCCAGUGGACCGGAUCCUGAGACGAUUGCCAAGAAGAAGUUCGCAAAUCGGAAGCAGAUUCGCCAAACCUAUGGCGGUUGUGAGAGAAUCACAGGCUCUGUUUCCUCCGAAUCUUCGGCAGGCAGCAGGGAGGUCAACCCUAUUGCCCCAUGGGUGUAGGCGUGAACACUGGCCGGCCUUGGUUGGGGGGUUAAGCAUGCCUUUAUUUGUAGCAAGGCAGAGGCGGGAGUGUAUGGAUUGAUGAAUGAGAUAACGACUGGAAGAUGAUGACGAUUUGCUUAAAUCGCUUUUGCAUUAUACCCGCUUCUAUACGCCACGGCAACAAGCCUGUCGCGGAAGCUGCGUUGGAAUUUUCAGGCUCGGUGGCCCUUCGUGCGCCACAGGACAGAGAGAGCCUGAAACGACUGUCUUUUCGAGUACCAUAGUCUGAUGAAAACGGAAGAUUUCUACACUACUUUCAUGUUCCUAAGUGCCAAAUUCACA
This is a messenger RNA of Colletotrichum phormii, 1038 nucleotides long. RefSeq lists its product as uncharacterized. Lineage: Eukaryota; Fungi; Ascomycota; Sordariomycetes; Glomerellales; Glomerellaceae. The coding region runs from base 211 to 714 and encodes 167 amino acids. The transcript has a single exon. The record is from RefSeq and is a predicted model, not a curated record.